Messenger RNA from Laetiporus sulphureus 93-53, 532 nucleotides. RefSeq lists its product as uncharacterized. The coding region runs from base 46 to 324 and encodes 92 amino acids. The record is from RefSeq and is a predicted model, not a curated record. NCBI's taxonomy places the organism in Eukaryota, Fungi, Basidiomycota, Agaricomycetes, Polyporales, Laetiporaceae. The transcript is spliced from 4 exons.
ACGGAAGCCGUGACAGCGGGGUCAUAGCGUGAUUAUCAGGCCGACAUGCACGACGUGCCGUCCGUCGAAACACAGAGGCAGCGUUACUCGCGCCAACUCGCAGAAUAUACCCUCCUGCAAUGGAAUAUCGCUCGACAGGCGUUGGAGAGAACAAAGACGCAAGACAAGCCCUCCUCUCCGUCGGACCGAUCCUCGGAGUCUUCAUCGAGAGAUCAUGAAAGGUUCUCCCGGACAUCGCAAGGUAUACAGCCAAUUGACUUCGCUACAAGAUCACACAAUGGUGUAAGAUUUGGAGGUCGCACCAUAAUCGCUGGCAGCGCCUAGCUGCGCUUACAACUCCACACGUUGAACGUUGAACAACGAGAAUAUUUGAGCGGAUUGAAGAUGACGCCGAGGAUGACACAUAACAAACCACGCAUCACGAGAUGCACAAUGACCAGCAUUAUUAGGAUUUGUCUCAUGGAGUGGACCGAUCACCUAGAGGCCAUUAGUUGCACUCACGUAGCUAUACCCAUCCACUUCACUGCUUCAA